UGGCUUUACAAGUUCGUUGUAUUUUUUGCAGAAAACAAUAAUCUCAAAUUUUGUCACGUGUUUAGUCAGAAAUGUUGUCAAAAAACAGAGGUCAAACCAUAUAAUCAUAUAUUUAAUUGUAAACUGAACUCUUGAAGAGCAGUCAGAAAAAAAUGAAUGAUGAAGAAAUUAAAGAUUUUUUCAUGGAUCCAAUGGUUACAGCUUAUAUUGAGUCAUUUAUGGAGGCUCACUGUUCAAUAUUUACAUGUGACGAGGAAGUUCACCCAGAUCAUUUAGCUAGACAUAAAGAAUACUCAGAAAUGAUGAAACAUUUAUUAAGCGAUUCAAAAAUCAAUUAUCAACAGCUAAAACAAUCGCUUAACAUACUACUGACAAAUGAAAAGAAAUCUUUAAAUUCAAUAUCUUAUAUAAUAGCCUGUUGGAAUUUCAAGUUAUUUUAUCAAAUUAUGACACUAGUGAAUAUUGAUUUACAAAUGGAAGCACUUUAUGCUAUUCAGCAAAAAAACAGCAGUUGUCAUUCAAAAUUAUUAAAUUGUUCAAUGGAUCAUACAACAGAGAUCAAUGAAAGCGAAAUUAAUAUAAUGCUGGCAGAGAAAUCUAACCAGAAAGAUGGAGUAAUAAAGAAUAUGAAAAAGACAAUUCAAAAUGAAUUCGAUCAACCUAACAUUGUACAAGAUAAAAUAAAUUUAACCAAUGAUCAGCCGAAAAGUUACUUCUCCAUACCAUCAAACAGUGAUGCAGAUACUAUAACUUCCAUUGAAGUAAGAUCCAAGCGUCCAUCAAACUCUGUGUUAUCAACGAAUUGGACAUUAGAUCAUGAUAAACUGAAUGGCAUACCUGCUAAUCAACAGAAUAUUUCUAAACUAUCAAAGCCAACCAGAGAUGAAAUUAUCGCAAAACAAGAAUUCUUACGUAAACAACGUGAUCUAUUAAUUGAAAUGAGACGUAAACAACGUGAACAGUUAUUCCCUAAUCAAUGGAAGACCUUCAAGACUACUGAUAAUCAAAACGUCAGCGAUAUUAUACAUGAUAAUUCAGCUUCAGUGAGUGUACAAGACGAUGAAAUAAUGAAAAGACGUCGUCAACUCUAUGAAAAGCUUAAAGUUGAAGUUAUCAAUAAGAACAGUACUGGAAAUAUAUCGUGA
Messenger RNA from Trichobilharzia szidati, 1145 nucleotides. The record is from the annotation of a GenBank genome assembly. NCBI's taxonomy places the organism in Eukaryota, Metazoa, Platyhelminthes, Trematoda, Strigeidida, Schistosomatidae.